This is a messenger RNA of Aureobasidium vineae, 1731 nucleotides long. The record is from the annotation of a GenBank genome assembly. NCBI's taxonomy places the organism in Eukaryota, Fungi, Ascomycota, Dothideomycetes, Dothideales, Saccotheciaceae.
AUGCUGGAAUUGUCGCAUCUUCCUACUGAACUCCUUCACCAAGUGAUUGCCGGUUUGCCCAGAAACUGUCUUGCAUCUUGUGCGCUCGUCUCCAAGCCAUGGAACGCCAUUUUCACGCCGCUUCUCUACAAAGACAUCGAACUGAUCUGGCAAAGACCAAGACUUUUGUGCAUCCUCAAUACUCGAUCAUGGGAAGAACACCCCAUGCCAUGCCCGUGUGAGUCGUACGGUGACUGCAGCAGAGACAGAGACGCUACUGGUAUCGGAUCAUGCCUGUUGCCGACUGCCGAGACUGCCCUCAGUUUCUCAUCGAUGCACCAGCUUCUGAGAGCUGUUCUACACUCCCGCUACCUUGCGGGGUUCGUACAGACUCUUCGUCUCAUUGGCUCUGUGCCUGUUUCAGUCUGGACCGAUGCUCUCGACACGGCCCUCACACAAGACGAUCUCACCCAAAUACGCAAGUUGUCGUACGAAAGGAUGCCGCAGGGCGAACGUAUUUCCGAACACUGGCUCGAAAAACUUGAUCAAGGCCAACCAGCCGCAUUCGCAGCACUUCUUCUUCUCUGUUUGCCAAAUCUCCGAUCUGUAGAGAUUGGACACGAUUUUUACGAUCUCUUACAAUUCCUGUCACCGAGAGUUACUGCAUCGUUUGUGAAUCUGGCGACUAUCUCUCUAGGAGCUUCUCGAGAGACGGUCUACAUGGGCGGAGGAAGAGCACCGCAUAACGACGGGGAUAUCGCUCUGCAGCUUCCAUUCUUUUACCUGUCGAAGGUCGAGUCACUAUCCCUCAAUCUACCGAGAUCAGGCGACACCUUCGUCUGGCCAAGCGGGAUUCCACUUGCCCAGAAGCUCACGACCCUCGAGCUUCCGUUCACGUUCAUGGGUCCAGAAGGUCUCAAUCACCUGCUCAUGGCUUGCCCAAGCAUCCGUUGCCUCAAGUACGAUCACUGGUCAACCGCUCCUCCUUGUCCCAGAACAUCUGGCCAUGCCAGGGACUAUUCAAGUCCCCCAUAUGAUGUUUCAGCUCAACCGCUGGUCGAUGUUACAGCAUUGUAUCGAGCAUUCAAGGUGACUCGAGACACCCUCGAAACACUUCAUGUCCAUAUUCAACUGCCAUUCACCGAUUCAAUGUGGGUCAAUCAAAGCCUUCGACGCAUAUCAUUCGAGGGCUUCUCGUGCCUCACUACGCUUCAUGUACCUCUCCAGUUAUUGUUAGGCGCGACUCGGGGGCGAGACNUCGGACCAUCGCUACCGAAGUCACUUGUCAAUCUCUGGCUCAACGACGACGGUCUGGCUCUAUGGUUCAACCAUGAGCGUUUCGUUUGCGGGUAUACUGAGCGUGAUGACUCUGUCUGGCCCCAAAUAUCUUCCAAUNCGCCGAUACGGACGGAUGCUGAGAUCGUAGAGCUCAUGAACGAGUUCCUAACAGAGUGUCAUAUCCAUGUCCCGAAACUCAAGCUAAUACGUCUGAUCUUCUACAUUGGAGAUCUCAUGCAUUGGAAGGGCCGACGCCCGGGACAUAAGGGAUUUGUUCCUAGCUACGUGAAGGAAUCAUUCGAGGAAUCCGGAAUCCAGUUCUUUACACACAUUGUCCCCUGGAGGUCUCGAAAUGUCUCAGGUCCGGACGAAUGGUACGAACAAGUGCUGGCCCAUGGUCAGAUAGGCCCAUACUUUGAUGUCGAGCAGAUCGAGAGGAUGGAGACUGGAUACGAUACCAUCUUUGGUCCUUAA